AUGCUUCAAAAACGUGGUGUCGCCUACUGGCAGUCCAUAAGAGCCAAAUUGAAGGAAGUGCCUCCUCACGAUGCCAUCCACCAGUGUUUUCCUGAUGGCGUCGAUGCGGGUAAAAUCCUUGAUCAGCCAGAUCAUUUCCUCGACUUGGCAGACAAGAAGCUGCAUACCUUUCCCUUCAAGGACGUCAAGACGUGUUGGUUCCGGCUGUAUAGUGACGCCAGCGUCGCUAAAGUGCUGAAGUUAGUCAGGCUCGACUCUUCUUCCGAGGAAGAUUCAGUGACCCGCUAUCGACUGGAAACGCAGCUUGACGAAAUCGUUUCAAUUCUAGACAUGGCCCUCAUCAUGGCCGGAGGAGUCGGCCGCGAAGAGCUGAUUCAUGGUAUUUUAGCCGAACUCCAGUCUAUCGUACGAGGCGUCGGUGAUGUCGACGAGCGCCCGCAAAAGAGACGGCGGCUCGAACCCUGUCUGGCUGAGAAAACCAGUGAUUCUUUUGUUGUCGACAGUGUCUCUGUGCCAUCCCUCAACUUUCCUGUUGAGACCCUCGAUCGUCCUUCCCUUACAGAUUUCGCAAAGCACAUUCAGCAAAGACGAGAACCUGCUGUUCUGACAAACGUGCUUGGCCACUGGCCAGCGUUGAGCAAGUGGAAAAGUAGUUCGUUCUGGCUUCAGAUCACCCUAGGUGGGCGUCGCCUAGUGCCAAUCGAAGUAGGCCGAAGCUACACUGACGAUGACUGGGGCCAGAAAAUUGUCCCCUUUCGAGAAUUUCUUACCCAUUACAUCCAACAAGCAUUCAACCGUGGUCCUGAUGGCGAGUCUGCAGAUUGCGGACAAACAGGCUACUUGGCACAGCACGACCUUUUCAAACAGAUUCCCGCCCUUCGGAACGACGUCGCAGUCCCUGACUAUUGCUACCUGGACGCCCCUCCUGCUGAAGCUGGUACGCCGGUUGCUUUGAAGAAGGUAAAGGAAAGGGCAAAAAGGACGACGACCAACCCUAUCACUACUCCUUCCAUGGCAUGCUCCCCUUCUAGCGGGAGAGACACCACCGACGAAGAAGAUCUCGACAGCGAGCCACGAAUGAACAUCUGGUUUGGACCAGCCUGGACAAUAUCACCACUUCACCAUGAUCCUUACCACAACAUCCUGUGCCAGGUAGUCGGCAAGAAAUACGUGAGAUUAUACUCACCACACCACAGCAAGGCACUACUACCGAAGCGGGCAGAUGAGCCCGCUCCUCAUGAUCGGCGGCCGGAAGAUCUAGAAGAGCUGAGCGACAUCGUGGGUGCAGACGGACAAGCACAAGACACGAUUGACAUGUCUAACACGUCACAGAUUGACGUGGCCGCCAUGGAACUGUCGCCGUUGGAAGAUUGGGACGAUGUGUAUCCUGGUAUCAGCCAAGUGCCCUACGUGGAAUGCGUCCUCGAGGCUGGCCAAGCUCUAUAUAUACCGAUCGGAUGGUGGCAUUAUGUGCGGAGUUGCUCUGUGGGCAUCAGUGUAAGCUUCUGGUGGUGA
Messenger RNA from Cladophialophora carrionii CBS 160.54, 1515 nucleotides. RefSeq lists its product as uncharacterized. NCBI's taxonomy places the organism in Eukaryota, Fungi, Ascomycota, Eurotiomycetes, Chaetothyriales, Herpotrichiellaceae. The coding region runs from base 1 to 1515 and encodes 504 amino acids. The transcript has a single exon. The record is from RefSeq and is a predicted model, not a curated record. Gene Ontology annotation, molecular function: 2-oxoglutarate-dependent dioxygenase activity.